This is a messenger RNA of Purpureocillium lilacinum, 945 nucleotides long. RefSeq names its product rRNA biogenesis protein rrp36. Gene Ontology annotation, biological process: maturation of SSU-rRNA from tricistronic rRNA transcript (SSU-rRNA, 5.8S rRNA, LSU-rRNA). NCBI's taxonomy places the organism in Eukaryota, Fungi, Ascomycota, Sordariomycetes, Hypocreales, Ophiocordycipitaceae. The record is from RefSeq and is a predicted model, not a curated record. Gene Ontology annotation, cellular component: 90S preribosome; nucleolus.
AUGCCGCCGAAACGAAAGAUUCCGUCAUUGGGCCUCGAGCGGAGGGUCCGCGCGAGAAAAGAGGAGAAGUGGGAGCCAGAGCCAGAUUCCGAGGCUGAAUCAUCCGGCAGUGAAGUGUCGGAGGAAGGAGUUGAUGGUCGCGAGAGCGAUGAGGAGGAUGGAUCUGCGCCGUCAGAUGACGAAUCUCAGUCAGGAUCAGAGUCCGGAUCGGAUGACGAUGACGAUGCGCCGCCCAAGAUCGACCUCUCCUCCGUCUCCUUUGGCGCAUUAGCCCGCGCGCAGGCUUCCCUCCCGCCAUCCGACCGCAAGUCGAAGAAGUCACGCCCACAAGACUCGAAAGAAACCGACAACCCGCAACAAGCCCUCCGCGAAGCACGCAAAAAGGAAUCACAGUCCAAGCCCCAACCGCCACCCAAGCGCUCCUCCAAGCACGCGCCCCAGGAGCAGACGUCCAAGCGACAGGUGUCGCGCCGCCGCGAGAUCCUGCCGGACCUGCGGCGCAAGGCCCGCGACCCGCGCUUCGACCCGCUCGUCGGCAAGCUCGACGAGGCCAAGGCCAAGAAGGCCUACGCCUUCCUGGACGAGUACCGCGACAGCGAGAUGGCGGACCUGCGCGCAGAGAUCAAGAAGACGAAGAACCCCGUGGCCAAGGAGGACCUGAAGCGCCAGCUCAUGUCCAUGGAGUCCAAGAAGAAGGCCAGGGUGCGCAAGGAGGAGGAGGAAAGGCUGCUGCAGGAGCACCGCCAGCAGGAGAAGGAGCUCGUGGCGCAGGGCAAGACGCCCUUCUACCUGAAGAAGAGCGAGCAGAAGAAGCAGCUGCUGACGAAGCGGUUCGAGGGCAUGAGCAAGGGCCAAGUAGACAGGGCGAUUGAGCGCAAGAGGAAGAAGGUGGCUGGCCAGGAGAAGAAGGAGCUGGAUUUCCUUCAGAGGAGGGACCGGCGAUGA